This is a messenger RNA of Gryllus bimaculatus (two-spotted cricket), 587 nucleotides long. The record is from the annotation of a GenBank genome assembly. Lineage: Eukaryota; Metazoa; Arthropoda; Insecta; Orthoptera; Gryllidae.
AUGAUUCUGUUACAGUCAACAUUUCGAGGCAUUAUUCGAUGUCAUCAAAAAGUCUUACAACGCCGCGUCGCGGUGGCCCUGAACCGCGGUGCUUCAAUGCGAUUGGAAGCAGUCUCCGGCGCGGCAUCUGACAAGAGCCGGGAUAUUCUAUUGGGGGUGACUCACCGCAAACCUUCUCAAGUGUGGAACUAACCCUUCAUACGAAGGAUGAGGCGACGUAGGAGUCUCCUGCUGGCCUUCUGUGUUUCCCCGGUGCCGAACAGAUUCUGGACAUUGCUGACCGAUAAACAUGGCGUUAACUGCGUUGUUCUGAACUGCUCGUCCACCAGAAUGAAUCCAGCUGUUAUCUCCACCUGCUGAUCGUUCAACUCGCUGGGAAGUUUGCGUGCGGGACGUGUGUUACCAUGUGAAGAAAGGUACUUCUCCGACAUUCGUCUAGUGUUCAUCGAAAAAACCACGCAGAACUAUGGAUUGGAUAAGCCGGCCGCUAUAAGUCUCCUCCAGAGAGGCUGAACUCGAAUGAGCCAUGUAGCUAGAGACGGAAUCUUCCACCUUCCGGACUCGAGCCAGAGGACCUUCUGCUCACU